This is a messenger RNA of Paramecium primaurelia, 1006 nucleotides long. The record is from the annotation of a GenBank genome assembly. NCBI's taxonomy places the organism in Eukaryota, Ciliophora, Oligohymenophorea, Peniculida, Parameciidae.
AUGUAACAACAAGUUGAACAAUUCCGUAAUUAGUCUCUUUAAUCGACUUUUGAAGCGAGUAAACCUAAAAGACCUUAUCAAAAAAUUUCUCAAGAAACACGAUCUCAAAUUCUUCAUGCCUUGACCAUAGAAAAGUUGUCUUUAUGUAAUGUAAAUAAAUAUUUCUAUAAGAAUAGGUGGCUGAAAUGUUUAAAACUAAGGCCUGCACUUGUAAAUCAAUUUUACAAACUUAUGAACAAGAAGGUAGAAGAGAGAAGAAGACAAGUAGAAGAGAAAGAGUAGAAAUAGAUUCACACCUUAAAAUAAUUGUUAUAGACCCUUUAGGACGAUCAAACUAAGAAUACAUUAAUAUUAAACAUUCUAAAGUAUAUAAAAUAAACUUAUUAAAAUAUUUUAGAUGUACACCGAAGAAAAAGAUCUAAGUAGAAAGGAAGAAAAAUAACUUAAAAGAAGAUUGUAAUAAGAAAUCUUAAGUUAAUUGGAAGAACUAUAAACAGGAUGUUAUAAUGUUUAAUAGACAAUAUCUAAAGAGAAUAAUCCUGAUGAAAAAGCUCCUGAAAAUAUUGCUCGAGGGGUCAAUAUGAGUUUAUAAUUAAUUUAAUAGAAGUUAAAAAUGGAUGGAGUUAGUCUGAGUAAGUAGGAAACAAAAAAGUUAAAGGAACUAAAAAAAAAUUAGUAAUAAACUAAAUUGGAAGAUUUGGUAAAAGUUGAAGAAGGAAAGAGCAAUUAGAAUUCUUAUAUUUAGUAAGAGAAAAAAUUUGAUAUCCCAAAAUCAAAUGCUAUAUAUGAAUUAGGAUAGAAUUAUAGUAAUAUUAAGCAAUUUAUAGAGAGUGUUAAUUAAAAAUCAUAACUAAAUCCAUAAAUUAUUGAUAAAUUAAACUACUUAACAAAUGAAACUAUUUUCUAAAUGAGUCUGAAAUAAAGAUUGUCAGAUAAAGACUUUUAAGUAUAGAUUUUAAAACACAAUGUUUCUAGAUAUUUAAAAUAAUUUUUUUUAAAUAAUUGA